This is a messenger RNA of Suricata suricatta (meerkat), 1027 nucleotides long. RefSeq names its product putative protein ZNF720. The transcript is spliced from 6 exons. Gene Ontology annotation, biological process: regulation of DNA-templated transcription. NCBI's taxonomy places the organism in Eukaryota, Metazoa, Chordata, Mammalia, Carnivora, Herpestidae. The record is from RefSeq and is a predicted model, not a curated record. Bases 225 to 575 code for a protein of 116 amino acids.
CUUAUUGUGUCAAAGCCAGACCUGGUCAUCUUUCUGGAACAAAAGAAGGACGUCUGGGAUGUGAGGAGAAAGGAGACAGAAGCCUCAUGUCCAGCUAUAUUUUCACUCGGCACCCAGACAUUUCUGCCAAAGUCAUGCCAAGAAGCUUCUUUCCAAAAAGUGUCUCUGGGAUUUCUCCAGAGACCUUCUGAGGAAGAAAUCUAGAGGAAGAGGUGAAACAAGAAAUGGCCAGUUCUCAGGGACUGCUGACCUUCAGGGAUGUGGCCAUAGAAUUCUCUCAGGAGGAGUGGGGAUGCCUGAGCCACAGCCAGCGGGAACUGUACAGGGAUGUGAUGUUAGAGAACUACGGACACCUGCUCUUCUUGGGUCUUGUUGUGUUAAAGCCAGACCUGGUGAUCUUUUUGGAACAACAGAGGGAGUUUUCGGAUAUGAAAAGAAAGGAGACCAUAGCCUCAUACCCAGCAUAUGUGCAAGGAGUUCCUGACUCCUUCGCCCAGCCAACAGAUGAUGCCUCCUACACAAAACAAAUUCACCGCAAUGUCCCCUCUGCACUCUACAACAACCGCCUUCUAUAGUAGUUACAUGUAGGGACAGAGAGUAACCAAUUUUGGUCCACAGAAUGGGACAUCCUGACAAUCCCUGUCACCUUGAAGAAGUUAUAGAACAGGAACCCUUCAGCUUUCAACAACCUUUAAGAUUUCAGGAUUAAAGACGAGUCAGGAGUGAAGUGAUGAGGGAGGGAAACAGAAAAGUGUUCACCUUUAGCCCAGAGGGUGGACCUGUAACCUGCAUAGAUUGGAGAAGAUCAACUAUGUGCUGGUUGCUACAUCCAGAAAGGGUCUCAUGACUGCCUGUACAUGUCCCCGAACAUCAAACUGAAUAUCGUAUCAACCUGAAUGAGAAGCACCAGGGAAAUACUGAAAUAGUAUUUGAGGAGGAGAAAUUUGAGGAAAUGGUUAUGAUCUGACACUCCCCUCAUGACCGUCCCCCUGCUUCCAUCCUGUGCUCUUGAAUAAACGUACUAUGA